This is a messenger RNA of Ceutorhynchus assimilis (cabbage seed weevil), 1111 nucleotides long. Lineage: Eukaryota; Metazoa; Arthropoda; Insecta; Coleoptera; Curculionidae. The record is from the annotation of a GenBank genome assembly.
UUCGCUUUGGUUUUGCUCAGUCGGUUAGUUCUCGCGUCCUUUUAUUUUAUGUAGAUGCUUUUCACCCGUUUAAUGGGUCAUGUAUGGAUUCUAGGAGUUAGAACAACAAAUAAUUCGGAUUCCAUGAUCUUGCGAUAAAAUAAGGACGUUGAAUUAUGUUGGGUCUAUUCUGGAAAAAACAUCUUAGUCUACAACAAUUCAAGGCAUUACAUCAAAACCCCACAACAUUUAUUGUUUCCCAGUGGCAACAUGAUAAAUCAGCCCCAAACUUCAAAUACAGCAUAUACCGAUGGAGCAUAUUUUUGAUAUUUUUUGUUUCGUGGAUAUUUACGUAUACUAAAGAAACCACAGAGGGCAGGCCUAGAUGGCCAAUCUAUCUAACAAAUUGGGGUUUUACCCUAUGCAUGUUGCAGUCAUUAUUAUGCACUAUAAUGUUAUCAGGAUCGCUGAUAGGCCAUCGAUAUUCUUUGAAAAGUCAAUUGGAGCAGAAGGUCUUAAAAAUGUAUUCUGUAUAUUGGGUGCUUAAUACUAUCGCAACACCUUUAGCAUUUACAAUCAGUAUUAUUUAUUGGACGCUCAUAUAUGGAGCUGAAGGAGCAACUUUCUCGGCUAUGAAUUUUAUAGUACAUGGACUAAAUUCAAUCUUGAUGUUCGUCGAUUUAUGGAUAGUAUGCCAUCCAGUUCAAAUACUACAUUUUAUUUAUCCCUUACUAUUGGCUUUCGCGUAUACAAUAUUUACAAUCAUAUUUUAUGUUGCUGGAGGAACCACAAAAACUGGAUCACGUUACAUCUACCCUAUAUUAAAAUGGGACGAGCCAGGAAAAACAGCAGGAGUCUGCGCAGGCGUGAUGAUUCUUAUGAUCUUUCUUCAUCUAUUUCUAUUUCUCAUAUUCAAGGCAAGAACAAAAUUAUAUAAUGUGCUUUACAUUUCUCCUAUUGAACUGCCAGUACCUGCUGGAGAACAGAGUGCAUAUGAUAAUAAGGCGAUGGCUACUGAAUAUGUUUGACUAAGUCGAAACAUUUUAGCUUAGAUUUUUUUUUUUUAUGGAAGCAAGUUUUUAAUAAUAAAUGUGAAUUCAUUAUAAAAAUAAUAAAUUGGGAUACCUACAUG